ACCUAAACGGCUUCCAGAUUCCUCCGACUUUAUUUGUUCAGUACAAAAACGGUGGCUAGAGAUCUCAAUCAGCCAUUUUUCUGGAGGAUUCUUUGCAGUAUUUUGGGACUGGCUAUUUCUGAAGGGCAUCUUACUGUCAUGCAUGUCGUUUCUUCCGACACACAUGCCUCCCUCCAGAAAACCAGUCCUGGAGGUUCGUUUCGUGAAGAAGCCACAUGACCUAAAAUGGGACGAUGUCCAUGCUUUGAAGGACCUCUGUUUUCAACCUGUGAAGGGCGAUGACGAUGAUAUUGUGUUUCUGCAGGGAACACUAACUGUCGCUUGCCAGCUGAGGGAGAAGAGUCCCAAAUCAGAGGUUAUUCAGUUCAGCGAUAUCAGGACGCAAACGAAAGUGACAAAGUACUUUGAGCUCGAUCUGACCGAGGAGAGUGAUGAGACAUUAGUGGUACUUGAAGUGGUUCAAACCUCUACACAGACGAUCAAAUUCAACACGCGUUUCCAAGCAACAACAAACGUGGCAAUGACACCAGUAAGAGGAGCAGCAUUCUGUCCAAUGGAUGCCAGAUCACAAUCAGCAGAGGUGCCAACGCUCUCAGGAGAAGUAACGGAUGAGAAGAUCACCAAGUUAUCCAAACUUUUACCUGACGGAAAAUACAGCGAACUGUUCGAAAACUUGGGAUUCAAGUACGACCACAUACAGAAGAUAUUGAAGAAAAGUUUCAUGGACUCGACGGCUGCUUCCAAAGAACUGUUGCACGAAUGGAAAAACAAGGGUGGAUCCACGAAGGAUCUCGAUGCAGCUUUGAGAAAAGUUGACCUUGGAGGGCUUGUACCUGAAUACAAGAAGUAG
Molecule: messenger RNA, 850 nt
Organism: Strongylocentrotus purpuratus (purple sea urchin)
Lineage: Eukaryota; Metazoa; Echinodermata; Echinoidea; Camarodonta; Strongylocentrotidae
Exons: 5
Coding region: 143-850 (235 amino acids)
Biological process (GO): signal transduction
Molecular function (GO): protein binding
Source: RefSeq, a predicted model, not a curated record